Baudoinia panamericana UAMH 10762 is the source of this 871-nucleotide messenger RNA. RefSeq lists its product as uncharacterized. Lineage: Eukaryota; Fungi; Ascomycota; Dothideomycetes; Mycosphaerellales; Teratosphaeriaceae. The transcript is spliced from 2 exons. Bases 150 to 752 code for a protein of 200 amino acids. The record is from RefSeq and is a predicted model, not a curated record.
AAGGCAUCAAACUUCUUCGAGCUGGGCGGAACAAGUAUGCCAGCCGGACAGCUCCUUGCUCACCUUUGACAGACGUUGAGCUUGCGCCUUGCCAUCGACACCUUGUUCUUCAAACACCCAGACAUUGGAGCCUCUUACGGCAGUGAUCGAUGGGCGGAAGCGAGCACACUCCGCCAGGCUCGAAGACAGUCAGCAGAGGAGCAGGCGGCCCUAAAGGUCCUACCUGGCUGCAAAGAGCAAUGCAGCUCCACCCGUCCGCUGAUACUGCUCAUACAAUUGUUUCCGAUUUUCUUCUACUACCCGAUGAAGCGUGCACUUUUAUGGUCGCUAUUCAUGCACUUUCUGACCUUCAUGCAAGGCUGGAUUACAAACAAGAGCAUCUUGGGCCGUGUAUUCGACAUAAUCAUCUCCAUGGCAGCCGCGAGAGCCGUAACCAAGAUCGUAGCUCCUCUCCUUGGCAUCUUGUUCAAGUAGCUCGUCAUCGGUCGCUACGAGGAGGGUGUGUGGCCGAUGUGGAGCAGAUCCCACACGAGAUGGUGGUUUUGCCAGAAGGUGAUCUCGAUCUCCGGGAUGCGUGUUUUCGGUCUUACCAAACGGAGUCGUGUCUGGUAUUAUUGAAUGCUCGGAGUCAAAGUCGUAAGGACUGUUACGAUCAACAAAGGCGCAACUCUGGGGAAGUUCGACCUCAAUCGACUUUAUGUCGGCGAGAGGAGCGUGCUGCGGAGUGGCUCAAGGCUCCUAUCAGGCGCUAGGACGGAGGCGGACACCUGCAUACUUGAGCACACUCCCGUCAUGGCUGGGGACGUGGUGGAUGAGGGAUACACUAGCCAAGGUUGGCGUGCGGAGGACUUCAAAGAUAAUCGGAUGCCGA